ACUUCCUUGCUGUUGCUAAGACACUCUUGUUUUGCUCCUUGACAACCCUGGCGGGGGUGCGCUCGCUGAGGCCCUGGCUCUGGCCCCCGCGGGAGCAGCAACCCUUGGGGAAAGACAUUUUCUGCUCCCGCCAAGCUGGCAGGGCCUGCUUCCUGAAUCUCCUGGGCGUGUCUUAAUUACCAGUCCCAGCGCCUCCUGAAAGGCCCACUCUCUCCCCCUGGUCACAGUGGAAGGAUCAUGGGAGAGACGGAAGGGAAGAAAGAUGAGGCUGAUUAUAAACGACUACAGACCUUCCCUCUGGUCAGGCACUCGGACAUGCCGGAGGAGAUGCGAGUGGAGACCAUGGAGCUGUGUGUCACGGCCUGUGAGAAAUUCUCCAACAACAACGAGAGCGCCGCCAAGAUGAUCAAGGAGACCAUGGACAAGAAGUUCGGCUCCUCCUGGCACGUGGUGAUCGGCGAAGGCUUCGGCUUUGAGAUCACGCACGAGGUGAAGAACCUCCUCUACCUGUACUUCGGGGGGACCCUGGCCGUGUGCGUCUGGAAGUGCUCCUGACACCGUCCCCCCCCUCCUGCCCCUCCUCGGGGAUGGGGAGCAGCCCCGGGCAGGUCCUGGCUUCCCAGAGGAAGGCCGGGGCCCCUUCUCUCGUCCGUCCCGCGUCCCCAUCCCUGAGCCCCGCCCCGUGUGCGAAUUUGGCCACAUCUCUGUCCCCAGGCUCGCAGCCAUCUCCCGCCGAGUCCCGGGGUGUGAGGGGCAGCAGGGGAGGGGCGGGACGUGGAACUGUCCUCUCGGGGAUGUGCCAGCCCCACCUCGCUUGGCGGCGCCUCGCCCCUGCAUCCCGGAGCCCCCGCCUUCCCCCCAGCACUGCUGCCGGGGGCCUCGAGAGGAAGCCUCUCCUCUCGGGCAUCUCUCUGGUCCUCCGGAGAAGCGGUGACCCCCAGAAGCCCCUUGCCCACCCUGACCCAGGCUGAACAAACCACUGCAUCUCGUCGGGCCGACAGCCCCUGGCUCUGGCUCUGGCUCGAGGACCCAGCCGCCUGUGCCCCUCCGUCCCCCAUCCCUCCCCAGCCGCCAGGCCGCGUGAACCUUUCACUUUGCCUCCACCCGUGCAGUCGGUAACCAGGGGCUGAGGGUGUGGGAGCUGCGACCGAGCAGUUUCUCCAAGGGUCGCUGACCCCCGGUGAGACGCCUGGGCCAGGAGCGCACUCGCCGCGAGGCCGUUUCGCAGGGAAACCUGGCCUGCCGCUUACGUAGCAUCAGGGACCGCAUGCUGAUUUGUACUUCUUAUCUCUGCUGGGUUUUCUAUUCUCUUUCUGAGUGUGGGGAGAAGGGUUUUAGUAGAAGGGCGAAUCCUAUUUUACACAGCGGUCUUAUUUAUAUAAAUGUCUUGGUUUUUACAAUUAAAAUAACCAAAAACUGA
This is a messenger RNA of Phacochoerus africanus (Common warthog), 1420 nucleotides long. It is a transcript of the gene DNAL4, whose product is annotated as dynein axonemal light chain 4. Gene Ontology annotation, molecular function: dynein light intermediate chain binding; dynein intermediate chain binding. The transcript has 4 exons. The record is from RefSeq and is a predicted model, not a curated record. Lineage: Eukaryota; Metazoa; Chordata; Mammalia; Artiodactyla; Suidae. Gene Ontology annotation, biological process: microtubule-based process. Gene Ontology annotation, cellular component: dynein complex. The coding region runs from base 238 to 555 and encodes 105 amino acids.